Molecule: messenger RNA, 2546 nt
Organism: Lingula anatina
Lineage: Eukaryota; Metazoa; Brachiopoda; Lingulata; Lingulida; Lingulidae
Biological process (GO): signal transduction
Source: RefSeq, a predicted model, not a curated record
AUCAGUAUGGGGAAGUUCUUGCUGCUGUAUUUCAUCUUGGUAUUUAUACAAUCUACAGAGGCAGGGCAGUUUUACUACUGUCCUCAGGUAGAUGUCACAGAGGGCCCUCUCCGUUUCACCAGAGAAUUAGGCAACUUAGACUAUUCAUGCACUGAUAACAACAAGCGUCUCUACUGCUGUGCCGCUGGCUUCCAAACACUACACUGGUUCAAGAUGGAGAAUGAAAAGUGGAUUUCAUUUCCGCCACCAGACCAGACAGGGACAUGUGAUGUUGGUUGUCCAUAUCAGCUUCUACGAAGUAAUACCACGUUAGCCAUGAAACCUCCACUCCAAUAUCGCAGCGGCAGGUAUAAGUGCGUAAUAAGUGAUGAUGCAGGUGACCAGAAGCAACACGAGAUAGAGCUGAAAGUAGUAGAAUGUGGAAACUGGAACAAACCGCCCGCUCAGAUGCAACCUCCCAAACAGAGGCUGACAGAUGGAGUGCUGGUACAUAAAAGGAAACAUGGGCAGCAUGUUUCCUUCAUAUGUGAAGGAUUCUUUGGAGACCCAUUAGGAAUGUUUAAUGACAUUCGCUGGCAACGUAAAAACAAAACUAGUGGGCAUAUCCGUGAAGUAACGGCUUGGGGGCCUAGGUACAGUGUAACUGAAACAAAAAGAGAGGAAGAUAAUAUUCUACUGGCCAAUUUUACCAUCAGUGACAUAGAGGAGGGGGAUUAUGAUGACUACAUGUGCAGAAUGUCUAAUGGCAUUGGUAGGGGUACAGAGGUCAAAGCGAGGCUGGAAUACGGAGAGGAGAAUCCCCAAAUGCCAUUUCCCAUAUGGAUAUGCAUAGUGCCUGCCACAACACUGGUCCUACUGCUUAUUAUUGUGUCAUUGAUAUGGGUCAAAUAUAAUCUAGAGUUUAGACUGUGUUACAGGUCCAUUAAGAUAAGGGUGCUCAAGGAAAAGGAUGCAGAUGCUGAUAGGCAUGAUGAUAUCUAUAUUUGUACCUGCCCUGAUUCAACCAAUGAGAGACAAUUUGCUGAAACCAUUUUAAAGGAAAAGCUUGAGAAAGAAGGGUACAGUGUAAGACUGGACCAGGAUGUGUUAGGAUUUCAGUCUGAAAACAGAGAAUUCACCAAAGCUUUUGAUGAGUGUCGACGUUAUGUCAUCCUCAUUUCUCCAGAACUUCUCAAUCCAGUUCCUGAUUAUUUUGAUUUCUUCAUUGAUAAUGCUUUGAACCAGCAUACCAGAAUAAUAUUUGUCAUCUUUGGGGAAAUAAAUAUUGAUGAUUGGAACAGGUUUGCAGAGACUCAAAUAAAAAACUGCAAAAACCCACAACUGUUGCCAAAAGUAUUGAAAAUGCCAUUUUUAAAUUGCCUCCAGUAUUACCCUGAUGCAGAGAGGGAAGAAAGACCAAAAAGUAGAUGGCGCUACAUAUGCAAGAAAAGCAAAAGACAAAAAAAUGAGAGGUUCUGGAAAAAACUGCAAUUAUGUCUACCACCUCCAUCUGAAAAAAAGGAUCCUAGUGGCCAUGAUGUUGUAGAUGGCAGGAGAAAAGAUUUGAGCAGUGAGUCCACAGAGAGGCCAUUACUAGAAGAGGAUCGCCCUGAUCCAGUUCCAGUUGAUGUAGGACAAACCAGAAUUGAAGUCAUUCUUGACGAUGAAGCAGAGGAUGACGUAUUCAAUGAGGCAUCAGAUCAGAACGCAGUUGCAAGCAAUACUGGUGCCCUUGGUAACCACCAAGGUCAAGGUCACAUGUUUCAGAAUCAGUUUUCAAAAGAAAGUGCUUAUUUCAGUGGAAGUGGAAGCUUCCAAGCAAAUAGUUCUGAAUUUCCUCAGAAAAGUCCAGUGCAGCCUAUGGAUGCUGUGGGCAGUGCCCUGGUGGAAUGGUAAAGAACUGGUAGAUUUUGAGUAUUUUGCCUGAGGGGGGUUGGGUCUUGAGGGUUUGGAAAAAAUUUUGGCUUGCUUCAUUCAAGAAAUAUUAUGCAGUAGACAUGGAGAAGUUUUAAGCAAUAUUUAGAGCACAGGGAUAUGAAAAAAUUCCUACUAGUAGGCUUUGCUUGUUUUACUUUUGACAAAAGUUUUUUUAUUGUCAAAAGAUGGGGUAAUGGACAGAUCAUUUCAAUGGGCAAAAAUUAUCAAUCCUUAAGAUACAUAAUUUUGAAGUCGUGAAAAUUAUAUUUCUAAAUUGUGAUUGUGAUGCUUUUAAUGCCCAGAAUAAAACUAUAAGGUGCCCUAUUUUUCAAAUUUGUUGCUACCACUCAAUUGGAAUGUACUUGUUUUAAGAAUUUAUAACUUCAAAAAUACAGUAUCAGUAAAAUUCACAACUUCCAAUGAAAAGAUUGAGCCAUUACCGCAAUCAUUUUUUAUUGAUCUUUUGUAUAUAUUUUAAUUCUAUUAGCAAAACAAUCCAUUUUAUUAUAAUAAAAGCCUUUUGCGCAAAUGGUGCAUAUCAACUAAGUUAUUAAAGAUAUAUUCUUUAUAAGGAAGUUUAAACAAAAAAAACAUUAUAAAGCAAUAUUUUAACAUUACUGAUCUUGUAGUUUUUUUUUUUUUUGUUUUUU